This is a messenger RNA of Suncus etruscus (white-toothed pygmy shrew), 4995 nucleotides long. RefSeq names its product scribble planar cell polarity protein (gene SCRIB). Gene Ontology annotation, cellular component: adherens junction; postsynaptic density; postsynaptic membrane. Gene Ontology annotation, molecular function: protein binding. Gene Ontology annotation, biological process: neurotransmitter receptor transport, endosome to postsynaptic membrane; neurotransmitter receptor transport postsynaptic membrane to endosome. NCBI's taxonomy places the organism in Eukaryota, Metazoa, Chordata, Mammalia, Eulipotyphla, Soricidae. Bases 41 to 4810 code for a protein of 1589 amino acids. The transcript has 36 exons. The record is from RefSeq and is a predicted model, not a curated record.
UCCAUGCGGGCGGCCGCCCCUCUCGGGGCCCGGGCACACGAUGCUCAAGUGCAUCCCGCUGUGGCGCUGCAACCGGCACGUGGAGGCGCUGGACCGGCGCCACUGCUCGCUGCAGGCCGUGCCCGACGACGUCUACCGCUACAGCCGCAGCCUGGAGGAGCUGCUGCUCGACGCCAACCAGCUGCGCGAGCUGCCCAAGCCCUUCUUCCGCCUGCUGAACCUCCGCAAGCUGGGCCUGAGCGACAACGAGAUCCAGCGGCUGCCCCCCGAGGUGGCCAACUUCAUGCAGCUGGUGGAGCUGGACGUGUCCCGCAAUGACAUCCCCGAGAUCCCCGAGAGCAUCCGCUUCUGCAAGGCCCUGGAGAUCGCCGACUUCAGCGGGAACCCGCUGUCCAGGCUCCCCGAAGGCUUCACCCAGCUCCGCAGCCUGGCCCACCUGGCCCUCAAUGACGUGUCCCUGCAGGCGCUGCCCGGGGACAUGGGCAACCUGGCCAACCUGGUGACUCUGGAGCUGCGGGAGAACCUGCUCAAGUCCCUGCCCUCGUCUCUGUCUUUCCUGGUCAAGCUGGAGCAGCUGGAUCUGGGUGGCAACGACCUGGAAGUGCUGCCAGACACUCUGGGGGCUCUGCCCAACCUUCGGGAGCUGUGGCUGGACAGGAACCAGCUGUCGGCGCUGCCCCCGGAGCUGGGGAACCUGCGGCGCUUGGUAUGCCUGGACGUGUCCGAAAACCGGCUGGAAGAGCUGCCGGCGGAGCUGGGCGGGCUCGCGCUGCUCACGGACCUGCUGCUCUCGCAGAACUCGCUGCAGCGCCUGCCCGAUGGCAUCGGCCAGCUGAAGCAGUUGUCCAUCCUGAAGGUGGACCAGAACCGCCUGUGCGAGGUGACCGAGGCCAUCGGGGGCUGCGAGAACCUGUCGGAGCUGGUGCUCACCGAGAACCUGCUGACGACCCUGCCACACUCCCUGGGCAACCUGACCAAGCUCACUAACCUCAACGUGGACCGGAACCACCUGGAGACACUGCCACCCGAGAUUGGAGGCUGCCUGGCUCUCAACGUCCUCUCCCUGCGGGACAACCGCCUGGCUGCGCUGCCCCCAGAGCUGGCUAACACAACGGAGCUGCACGUACUGGACGUGGCCGGGAACAGGCUGCAGAGCCUGCCGCUGGCUCUCACCCACCUCAACCUCAAGGCCCUGUGGCUGGCGGAGAAUCAGGCCCAGCCCAUGCUCCGCUUCCAGACGGAAGACGAUGCCCAGACAGGGGAGAAGGUGCUGACCUGCUACCUGCUACCUCAGCAGCCCCCGCCCAGCCUCGAGGACCCGCUGCUGCAGGGCAGCCCGUCGGACAGCUGGAGUGAUGCCCCUGUCAGCCGUGUCAGCGUCAUCCAGUUCCUGGAGGCCCCUGCAGGGGACGAGGAGCCCGAGGAGGCUACAGAGAAGCAGGGCCUGCAGCGCCGUGCCACGCCUCACCCCAGCGAGCUGAAGGUGAUGAAGAGAGGCGUGGAAGAGCGUCGGGCUGAGGCUCCUGCCUGCAGGCUGGGGCCUAGGGCCCCUACGCCCCUAGAGGAGGACCGGAGACUGAGUGCGGAGUCCAGCCUGAACGAGGGCUCCCCCGUGUCCACCAGCACCACCUCCCAGGGGAAACCUGAGGCCCCCAGGUCCGAGGUGGAGGUUCCAGGCCCACAGGAGGCCAACCCAGAGGAAUCCCCGGAGGAGAGCUAUGAGGAGCCCACUGUGCAUUUCGCGGAGGACAUCCUGCUGCCCCACGAGGGUGAGGAGAGUGACUCGGCCCCCCUGGACACCCCGUGGCCCUGCGGCGGCAGGCAGCGGCUCAUCCGCAAAGACACGCCGCACUACAAGAAGCACUUCAAGAUCUCCAAGCUGCCCCAGCCCGAAGCCGUGGCCGCCCUGCUACAGGGCGCUGUGCCUGAUGCCGACGGUGCCACCUGGUGCAAUGGACCCCACAUGCCGUGGGCGCCACGGGCCGAGGAGGAGGAGGAGGAGGAGGAAGAUGAGGAGGAGGAGGAGGAAGAUAACGUGCAAGAGGAGGAGGUGGCGGCUCCUGUGCCCUCCGUCAAGGGUGUGUCGUUUGACCAGGCCAAUAACCUGCUGAUAGAGCCCGCUCGCAUUGAGGAGGAAGAGCUGACGCUCACCAUCGUGCGGCAGACUGGGGGCCUGGGCAUCAGUAUUGCGGGCGGCAAGGGCUCCACCCCCUACAAGGGCGAGGACGAGGGUAUUUUCAUCUCUCGAGUGUCUGAAGAAGGGCCUGCUGCCCGCGCCGGGGUCCGUGUGGGGGACAAGCUCCUGGAGGUGAACGGGGUGGACCUGCACGAAGCCGAACACCACCAAGCUGUGGAGGCGCUGAGGGGCGCAGGCUCCACUGUGCAGAUGCGGCUGUGGCGGGAGCGCAUGGUGGAGCCUGAGAAUGCGGUCACCGUCACGCCUCUGCGGCCCGAGGACGACUCCAGCCCCCGCCUCCGCCUGCCCCUGCUGCCCGCUGAGCCCGCCAGCCCCAGGCCCCUCCGCCAGCGGCACGUGGCCUGCCUGGUGCGCAGCGAGAAGGGCCUGGGCUUCAGCAUCGCUGGUGGGAAAGGCUCCACGCCCUACCGGGCCAGCGACGGGGGUAUCUUCAUCUCUCGCAUCGCAGAGGGUGGAGCUGCCCACCGGGCAGGCACCCUGCAGGUUGGAGACCGGGUCCUCUCGAUCAACGGGGUGGACAUGACGGAGGCCCGGCAUGAGCACGCUGUGUCCCUGCUGACCGCAGCCACCCCCACUAUUGCACUGCUGCUAGAGCGGGAGGCAGGGGGCGCCCUGCUCCCCAGCCCGCUGCCGCAGUCCCCCUCACCUUCCACUGCUGCUGCCAACAACGCUUCCCCUGUGUUCACUGCCAGUCCUGGUGAGCCAGGGCCGUUGCACCUCUCCCCCAGCCUGCUAGCUGCCACCCUGGAGAGCCCGUACCCGGUGGAGGAGAUCUGCCUGCCGAGAUCUGGGGGCCCGCUGGGGCUCAGCAUCGUGGGAGGCUCCGACCACUCCAGCCACCCCUUUGGAGUCCAGGAACCUGGUGUGUUCAUCUCCAAGGUGCUGCCCCGAGGCCUGGCGGUGCGCAGUGGCCUGAGGGUGGGCGAUCGCAUCCUGGCGGUGAACGGGCAGGACAUUCGCGGGGCCACGCACCAGGAGGCAGUCAGCGCGCUGCUCCGGCCUUGCCUGGAGCUGGUGCUGCUGGUGCGCAGGGACCCGCCGCCACCCGGCAUGCGCGAGCUCCACAUCCACAAGAUGCCGGGCGAGAAGCUGGGCAUCAGCAUCCGUGGGGGCGCCAAGGGCCACGCCGGCAACCCCUGUGACCCUACUGAUGAGGGCAUCUUUAUCUCUAAGGUAAGCCCCACGGGGGCAGCGGGCCGUGACGGGCGCCUGCGUGUGGGGCAGCGGCUGCUGGAGGUGAACCAACAGAGCCUGCUGGGCCUGACACAUGCCGAGGCCGUCCAGCUGCUGCGUGGAGCUGCUGACAGCUUGACCGUGCUAGUCUGCGAUGGCUUCGACGCAAGCGCUCCCGGCCCAGCCGAGGUAUCCCCUGGCACCAUCGCCAACCCCUUAGUGGCCGGCCUCAGCCGCCGCCACAGCCUGGAGAGCCUGUCUUCCGUGGACCAUGAGACGAGCCCCGAGGGCCUGGGCAAGGAUGAUCGGUCUCUCCAGGCACUGCCGCUGUGGGGGCUGGAGACUGGGCUCCCUGCAUCCAGGAAGACCCCCGAGGCCCCCUGCCUGCCCAACCAGCCUCUGCCCGCCUUCCCACCGUCCCCGGAGGAGCUGCCUGCCAGCGUGAAGCAAGCCUACAGGACCUUUGCUGCUGUGCCCGGCCCACCCCUGCCCCAGGAUGACCCAGCCCAGCCCCUCACGCCAGGGUCCACCGCCUCCCCGGAGCAGUUGUCCUUCCGCGAACGGCAGAAGUACUUCGAGCUGGAGGUUCGUGCACCCCCGGCUGAGGGGCCCCCCAAACGCGUUUCCCUGGUGGGUGCCGACGACCUGCGAAAGAUGCAAGAAGAGGAAGCUCGAAAGCUGCAACAGAAGAGGGCACAGAUGCUGCGGGAAGCAACUGAGGCAGGGCACCCCUCGGACCCCAGCGAUGACGGCACCCUCGAACCGGAGGAGCCUCCUUGGGCCGGCCCAGGCCACACGGCAGGGCCUGGCCCAGGGUCCCCACUCCUGGCUGGAGGGAGCGCCCCCGUGAGGACAGCCAAGGCCGAGCGCCGCCACCAGGAACGGAUGCGCAUGCAGAGCCCUGAGCUCCCAGUGCCCGAGCGGGCCCUGUCACCCGCUGAGCGCCGGGCCCUGGAGGCCGAGAAGCGGGCCCUGUGGAGGGCAGCCAGGAUGAAGUCCCUGGAGCAGGACGCACUGCGCGCCCAGAUGGUCCUCAGCAAAUCCCAGGAGUCCAGGGGCAAGCGCGGCCCCCUAGAGCGCCUGGCGGAGUCCCCUUCCCCCGCGCCCACCCCAUCGCCCACCCCCUUGGAAGAUCUCGGUUCUCAGACCAGCAUGUCCCCCAGCCGUCUGGCCUUGUCUGGGAGGUUUGACUACAGGGUGUUUGCCGCCCUCCCUUCCUCCCGGCCUCUCUGUGACAUCCAGUCCCCAGGUCUGGCGGAGGACGUGAGAUCCUUAGAACCGUCUCCCAGCCCCGGCCUGCAGCAGGAAGAUGGAGAAGUGGCCAUGGUGCUCCUGGGCAGGCCUUCACGGGGGACUCUGGGGCCUGAGGAGAUGGCGCUGUGCAGCAGCCGCCGGCCUGUGAGGCCAGGUCGGCGCAGCCUAGGCCCGGUUCCCUCCUAGAGCCAGCGCUCCCCCCGGCGUGUAGCAUUCCCCCUGGGCAUAGCAUUGGAAUCCAGCCCCCUCCGGGGCCCUAGCGCCUGACUGCCCCUGCCCAGCCAGGACCUUGGCGAGACUGUAACUAGUGACGUUUGUACAACCAAAGACUCUAUUUUGUGGUUUAAACAAAAUAAAUUGAUUACAUUUUA